Meloidogyne enterolobii is the source of this 1048-nucleotide messenger RNA. NCBI's taxonomy places the organism in Eukaryota, Metazoa, Nematoda, Chromadorea, Rhabditida, Meloidogynidae. The record is from the annotation of a GenBank genome assembly.
AUGUCUAUGGAUUCGGCUGCCGAACUUAAAUAUAGGAGAGAGGCUGCAGAGUUUAUUCAGGAAAUGGCUGAGCGGUUGAAUCACAACAUUCUCAACACAGAGGACAACUGGCAAAGCUGCAUUCGCUUCAACAAGACGACAAUGAUGUUUGCUUUUAUUUGGCUUGUAGAUGUGCAGAUUAUGAAGUAUCUGAGCCCAAUUGAUGACGACGAGCCUUUGGACAAUUUUUUGAUGUUGCUUUGGAUACAGCACAUGCUCCUGAAAACUAGGCUUGAAAGGUUAUUUAGUACUUUUAAGAAUUCUUUAAAAAAAUUUUUUUUUAACAUGUUUAACUGCGGAUGAACACGCUCUUUGGGUUGGCGUUCCUGGCGGGAACAGUCGAGCAUUGGCAGCUUUUGGCUGUGAAUAUUUGGAAGGGAAGGAAAACGUGAUUGAGACAUUGAAGUUAUUUUAUUUAUUUUUUUUAGUUGAAGGGGUUUUUGGGUGGAUUUCUGAAUAGUUUUGGGAUUUGAAAUUAUUGAUAUAAGUGAAUGUAUCGGUUUUUUCUUUUCGUUGUCCCAACAUCGUCUAAAUUCCUCGGGGUCAUACUCGUAUUCCCCCAAAGAACAUUUGACUCUUUGUUCUGUUUAUUUGUAACAGACUGUUUUCAUUGGAUUGGGCAGAGGGAGUAAGAGGGAAAAUUUGUGUAAUCCCCCCAAUCAAAAAUUCACGGAAAUAUUAAGCUUGAACUGAGGUCCAAAAUCACGCUAAAUUCUUUUUUCCCUUUCAGACGAACAAUUCCCAGCAACAAUAUCAACAGGAAAAGCAACGACAAGAUGGACAUUCAAUGGAUUACAAGAUAAGUGGUGCUUCUACAACAAUCUUUUUUGAAUUUUUUGGUGUUUAUCUUUUUUAAUUUAAAAUUUUUUGUUUUUUAUUUUUUGGGUUUUUAUUUUUGUUGUAUGAAAUGUUUUGGCUUUAUCUUAUUGUGUUUUAUAAUAACUUAUUAAUAACUUGGUGGGGACUCAACCGUCCUGACUUAACUGAGGCGUUCCUUAAUAAACAAUCC